Molecule: messenger RNA, 1916 nt
Organism: Acyrthosiphon pisum (pea aphid)
Lineage: Eukaryota; Metazoa; Arthropoda; Insecta; Hemiptera; Aphididae
Product: zinc finger protein 271-like
Exons: 1
Coding region: 1-1551 (516 amino acids)
Biological process (GO): regulation of transcription by RNA polymerase II
Cellular component (GO): nucleus
Molecular function (GO): DNA-binding transcription factor activity, RNA polymerase II-specific; RNA polymerase II cis-regulatory region sequence-specific DNA binding
Source: RefSeq, a predicted model, not a curated record
AUGAAUGGCCUCACUGCUUGUCCUGGCAAGAGAAAGUACUCGUGUGAUGUUUGCAAUAAAUGCUUUACUUAUAGAAGCAGCUUAAUUACACACCAGCAGACGCAUGAGAAGAACAAACUUUACCCGUGUGACGUCUGCUACAAGUCGUUCAGUCAAAGUUGCAAUUUGACAACACAUCGACGGAUACACACAGGAGAGAAACCAUACGCCUGCGAUGUAUGCGACAAGUCGUUUGCUGAAAGUAGUUCACUGACGAGUCAUCGACGGACCCACACGGGCGAGAAACCAUACGCGUGCGAUGUAUGCGACAUGUCUUUCAGUCAAAGUGGCAAUUUGACAACACAUCGACGGACCCACAAGGGUGAUAAACCAUACGCGUGCGAUGUAUGCGACAUGUCUUUCAGCCAAAGUGGCUCAUUUACGUGUCAUCGACGGACCCACACAGGAGAGAAACCAUUUGCUUGCGAUAUAUGUGACAAGUCAUUUGUUAAAAUGUAUACAUUGAUGAGUCAUCAACGGACCCACACGGGUGAGAAACCAUACAUAUGCGAUGUAUGCGAUAAAUCAUUUGCUAAAAUGUGUACAUUGAAAACACAUCGUCGGACCCACACGGGCGAGAAACCAUACGCGUGCGAUGUAUGCGACAUGUCUUUCAGCCAAAGUGGCUCAUUUACGAGUCAUCGACGGACCCACACAGGAGAGAAACCAUUUGCUUGCGAUAUAUGUGACAAGUCGUUUGCUGAAAGUAGUUCAUUGACGAGUCAUCGACGGACCCACACAGGAGAGAAACCAUUUGCGUGCGAUGUAUGCGACAUGUCUUUCAGUCAAAGUUGCAAUUUGACAACACAUCGACGGACCCACACAGGAGAGAAACCAUUUGCGUGCGAUGUAUGCGACAUGUCUUUCAGUCAAAGUUGCAAUUUGACAACACAUCGACGGACCCACACAGGAGAGAAACCAUUUGGUUGCGAUAUAUGUGACAAGUCGUUUGCUGAAAGUAGUUCAUUGACGAGUCAUCGACGGACCCACACGGGUGUGAAACCAUACGCGUGCGAUGUAUGCGACAUGUCGUUUGCUGAAAGUGGGACAUUGACGAGUCAUCGACGUAUCCACACAGGAGAGAAACCAUUUGCGUGCGAUGUAUGCGACAUGUCUUUCAGCCAAAGUGGCUCAUUUACGAGUCAUCGACGGACCCACACAGGAGAGAAACCAUUUGCUUGCGAUAUAUGUGACAAGUCGUUUGCUGAAAGUAGUUCAUUGACGAGUCAUCGACGGACCCACACGGGUGAGAAACCAUACGCGUGCGAUGUAUGCGACAUGUCGUUCAGUCAAAGUGGGACAUUGACGAGUCAUCGACGUAUCCACACGGGUGAGAAACCAUUUGCGUGUGAUAUAUGUGAUAAAUCAUUCAGUCAAAGUUGCAAUUUGACAACACAUCAACGGACCCACAUGGGUGAGAAACCAUACAUAUGCGAUGUAUGUGAUAAAUCUUUCAAUCAAAGUGGCUCAUUGACAAGUCAUCGACAAAUCCACACGUCCGAGAAUCCGUAAUGAAAUCAGUCUAUCAUUUUAUGGGAGUAAUAAUAAUGUGUUAAUCUGGUCAUGUUACCGUUUCUUAAUACUAAAUUGUUAAAUUUAGCAUUGGUCAUAUUCAUGUAUAUUAAAUUUUGUAUCGAAUUCAAUUUUUAGAAGUAAAAUUAUUUUUUGCCAGCUAUUUGGAAUUGUUUAUUGUCACGUAGGUAGGUAAAAAAAAUAUUUUUGAGUUAUACAAGUACUUUAUAAGAAAUAAAUGUGAAAUAAAUAAACAAAAUAAUUUAAAUUUUUAUUGCUUAGUUCACUAAAUUGUAUUCAAUCGAUUAGAUCCAUUUGCCAAGAGAUUUCCGAGCCCAUUACUUCAUGAUAUACUUAUAGUUACA